ACAGCUGAUCAGGUGUAUGACCAAAAAUGGUAUAUGCCUCCAAGUGGUGCACAACGAGGCUCUGUAUUAAUUUUGGAUGGUGAUCCACUCACACCUAUAUACCCAUCUACCGAUUACAUGUACCGAUUGAAGGAAGAAAAUGUAAAAUAUUUACCUAAAAUUCCUGCUCAACCUAUUGGUUAUGCUGAAGCUCAAGUUAUUUUACAAUAUCUCGAAGGUAAUGAAGUGCCAGUACAAUGGCGUGGAGCUCUUCCAAAUGUGACAUAUCGUUAUGGAGGAGAACUUCAUAAUGUAUCAACGAUCGAAGUUAAAACAUACAAUAGACUUCAAAGAAAAGAUACAUAUGAUGUGAUUGGAAUAAUGAAAGGAGACAUCGAGCCAGACCGAUAUAUUGUAAUGGGUAACCAUCGAGAUGCUUGGAGUUUAGGUGCGAUUGAUCCAACAAGUGGAACAGCUACUAUGCUAGAAAUAACACGAGUACUUGGUGAAAUGUACAAAAAUGGAUUUCGACCAAGGCGUAGCUUAAUGUUUUGUUCAUGGGGAGCAGAAGAAUAUGGACUUAUUGGAUCAAUGGAAUAUGUUCAGGAAUAUGUUAAAGUUCCAAGUGCCUACGAUGCUCCUGGACAAACUGUCUAUGAUAAAUGGAUGCGUGUUAAUCGAAAUAAUAUAACUGAUGAACCAAAAUUAGCAUACGGUCUUGGUUCAGGUAGUGACUUCUUUAGUUUUGAUCAGUUGGUUGGCUCAUCAAAUAUGGAUGCAAGAUAUACCUACAAUUCAGCUGAGCAAAGAAAUAUAGCUUCACAUCCACUUUAUCACACAUCUUAUGAAGUCUUUUCAAUGAUGAAAAAAUUUGUUGAUCCGGAUUUUACAGCUCAUAGAACAAUGGGACAAUUUAUAGGUGUUCUAGUAUUACUUCUGUCUGAGACACCUGUUUUACAAUUUAAUGUAACACGAUAUACAACGGCACUUAUGCAAGCUAUGAACAAUCUUAAACCAAAUGAUCCUACUAUUCUCGAUCCUCUUCGAAAUGCCAUCAAUGAUUUUGGUAAGACUGCUGAAGAUUUUGUUGCACGAUCGAAAUUAAUGGAUGGAGAAAAUCCAUACGAAAUUCGAUUUUACAAUGAUCAAUUGUUACAACUUGAACGUUCAUUUCUAAAUCCAUUAGGUCAAGGUGGUGAUCAUACUGAUUUUAAACAUAUUGUCUUUGCACCAGCUAAAGAUAAUCAAUAUGCAGCAAGUGGUUUUCCUACUAUCAGUGAUGCUAUUUUUAAUAAUAAUCAAACAGAAAUCGAAUAUCAAGUUGCUAUAGCGACUUAUUUUGUACGUGGUGCUUUAUCUAUAUUAAAAGAUUUUAAUAAUUUUUUUUCAUAA
This is a messenger RNA of Rotaria sordida, 1371 nucleotides long. NCBI's taxonomy places the organism in Eukaryota, Metazoa, Rotifera, Eurotatoria, Philodinida, Philodinidae. The record is from the annotation of a GenBank genome assembly.